UGAGAUAAGAUCGCGAUUUUACGCCGUUUCGAAUUAGCCGCGGAAGUCUAUAAAGCAGCGGUGGCCAGAUUUCCCUUUGGAAGUCCAAACUUGGGAGUGAUCGUCGGCUAACUGAUAAGUAGUCGGAUCGAUUUUUUCGAAACAUGGCGCUGAGUCUCUUCCUUCUUGCCCUCUGCCUGCUUUCCGGAUUCUCGGUUCAGGCAUCUAUCUCCGGGAGAAUCGUCGGUGGGGAAAUUGCCGAAGUUAAUGAAUUCCCCUGGCAUGUCUCGCUCAGGGUUCCCGGAGGUCACAUUUGCUCAGGAUCACUGGUCUCAGUUCAGCACGUUCUUACCGCCGCCCACUGCGUCAGCGGUAUCAAUAUCACGGAGUUGAACGUCGUGGCUGGAUCCAACAGCCUGGUAAGCGGCGGUGUGACACGUGGGGUUAGAACCAUUUACAUUCACUCUCAGUACUCCAGUCCUGAACCAGCCUAUCAUGUCCAGGACGUCGCUGUGCUCGUCCUGAGUGAAGCGGUCGUGGAGUCGGAGUCCGUCCGGUCGAUCGCCUUGGCGAUAGAAGACGUUCCCGUGGGAGCGGUGGCAGUGACUUCAGGAUGGGGAAGGACGUUGCCGGAAAGUGGUGUGCUGCCGACGGACCUGCAGAAGUUGAACACGACGAUACUGAACCAGACCGUUUGUCAGACACAGUGGGGAAACACGUCGAUAAACGUCGACCAUCUCUGCGGGGCCCAAACGUCCAGUUCAGGCGUCUGUCACGGUGACAGCGGCGGCGCUCUGGUCUACAACAACCAGGUCGUCGGCAUCGUUUCCUGGGCGAAUCCCUGCGGCUGGGGAUAUCCGGACGUCUACACGCGAGUUUAUUAUUACCUCUACUGGAUCGGAUGGUACGUUCACAACACGGAGCUCGAGACACCGACGGUUGAAGAGUCGACGAGCCACCAACCUUCGCUGAGAGAUGCUAACCACGCGAUGACGAUAUUCUUCGCGUGCUUCGCUGUCAGGAAAUUUUUUUCUGCUCAAUAGGGUGAAAUAAAUAUAAAUAAAGAAUUAUGUUUUUUAAA
This is a messenger RNA of Neodiprion virginianus, 1060 nucleotides long. Its product is annotated as chymotrypsin-2-like. The transcript has 5 exons. The record is from RefSeq and is a predicted model, not a curated record. NCBI's taxonomy places the organism in Eukaryota, Metazoa, Arthropoda, Insecta, Hymenoptera, Diprionidae. Bases 144 to 1022 code for a protein of 292 amino acids. Gene Ontology annotation, biological process: proteolysis. Gene Ontology annotation, molecular function: serine-type endopeptidase activity.